This is a messenger RNA of Austrofundulus limnaeus, 2900 nucleotides long. RefSeq names its product actin binding Rho activating protein b (gene abrab). NCBI's taxonomy places the organism in Eukaryota, Metazoa, Chordata, Actinopteri, Cyprinodontiformes, Rivulidae. Gene Ontology annotation, biological process: positive regulation of Rho protein signal transduction; positive regulation of transcription by RNA polymerase II. Bases 1121 to 2308 code for a protein of 395 amino acids. Gene Ontology annotation, cellular component: sarcomere. The record is from RefSeq and is a predicted model, not a curated record. The transcript has 2 exons. Gene Ontology annotation, molecular function: actin binding.
AUGUGUUGGGAGCUGAUGGGAGAUGGUUGGUCAGAGUCUCCCKUAGAGUUUAUUUAUGAGCAGAAGCUUUCUCACUCUCCUUUUUAGGUUAAAUGUUGGUUCAGCUGAAAAUAGAAAAAGUUAUUUGUUAUAGUCUUUGAACCAGGUCAUAGCAAACUGGUGACUUGUCCAGGAUUUGAAGCCCAGGACCUCUUGACUCCAACAUGGUUUUGCCUUUGACCAAAAGCAAGAAUUAUUCUCCUAGACCAAAUAAUUGAAAGGCUUUCCUUUGGACUUUUCAGAUUUGUUACUUUUUGUACCUGUUCUGUUGAUUUGUUUAACUAAUUAAUUGAUUUGUUUAAAUAAUUCAGAAUAAAAAGGGCUUCUAAACUCAACAGAUGAACCACUGUCUGAAAUUAGAUUUUAGAUUUUUUGUAAACAGCAACCUGUUGCAAAGACCAUUUGUUCAAUCUGUGUAGCUGAAAAUAUAAAAAAUAACAAAGAAAAAGCACUAAAAAUGAUUCUCAAGGAGCUAUAAACUGAAAAGUCACACAGCCGAUGAUUAAUGCUUCACUUUUUGUUGAAUCAUUUUUAUUUUUAUGAAAUGCACAACUUUCAGAGACUGUUUAUCUGCUGGAGUAAGUCUUUAAAGCUUGGURUUUCUUCUUGUUUUUAAGCUCACACUGCACAGUAAUGAUCCGGUGCAAAACAAAGUCCGAACGCUCAAAGAACUAUUGAUCAAAACCACUUUAAAAGAUUACAAGAAAACUUGGCUCCUUGGAAGCAAAGUGAAAAGAACUUAGAGGUCAUUUCUAACAUGUUUUCAAAGGUCCUUGUUUGUGUUCAUUCAGCUCAGCUUCUGUUGGUCUSCUGCUCCGUUCACAGCUAAUUACAACCUCUGCAAAUCUGUGAUGAAACAUGAGCGUGUCGGGUCAUCAGUGUCAGGGAAAGACGAUCGGCUCCACAGCCCAGGAUGACUCGAAUACUUUCCACUGUCACGUUAGGGUUUCUGCUCGUUAUGUCCGAGCUGCAGCUGUAAGUGUCAGGUUAGAAAGCAAACGAGGAAUUCAAAAAACGACAACAGGAGCAAAACAGAAGUUUUUAUUUGCAGGAUCCAUUUAGGUUUAUCUGAGAUAUCAUUAUGUCAGGGAAAGCCUCAGAAAGGAAACCAUCCAGCAGCAGGAACAUGARGAAGCUCCGUGCUGUGAGCAUGGUCUGCAGCCUGACGAGCAGCUGGCAGCAGUGGGUGACGGAGAACGAGUCGAAACAGGCCAGCGAGCCCACCGGCUGGGCUCCUGACUCACUCGGAGGAGAAAAAGAGGAGCCAAGAAAGAAAUGGGCCCCUAAAAAGCCCCCUUCUGCUCCAACUCAACCGGCUACUGAAAGCAACGCAGAGACCCCAACAUCUCAGGGAGCAUCCAGCAGUAAGGAGGUUGGGACUUCACAAGAUCCUCAGCCAUCAUCUCGCAUCAAAACAAAGCAGGUGGUGAAGUCGGUGACCAGCAGCGCUCAGGAGAAAAGUGCCGGGAUCGGCCUCCUGACCGAGAAGAUCAAGAAGGACUCUCUGCCUUCGGGCGAGGAGAUCGACAGGCUGCUGAAGAAGAAGAGCUCCCCCACGCGCCGCAGGAAGUGCUCCAACAUGGUGUCCUCUUUGACCAAAAGCUGGAAGCAGGUGGAGAAGGAGAAAAAGCUCGUUAAAGAGGGAGGAGAAGUUGGGACAGAAAGAGGGGAAGAAAAGAUGAGAUUAGACAAAGAGGAGGUUCCGAAACCGGACAUUUCAAAAGCAGAGGAGGAAGAUGACCCUGAGGAGGAGUCAGUGAGGAUAAAAAGACCUCAAGUCUCAUUAUACAAAAAAGAAGCUGAGGAUGCCAACAAGAUCAACGCCCUCUCCAAGAAACACAGCGCCGUGGGAAACCUGAAGAGCCGCUGGCAGAACUGGGCCGUGGAGCACACAGUUAACCAGAAACUGAACCCCUUCAGCGAAUACUUUGAUUACGACUACUCCAUGUCCCUGCGCCUCCAGAAAGGCCAGGAGGGGUAUGGACGCCCCAAGGAGGGGUCCAAGACGGCCGAGCGGGCCAGACGAGCUGAGCAACACAUCCAUCGUGAGAUAGACGACAUGUGCUACGUGAUCAGGACAAUGGCGGACCCGGACCCUGACGGAAAGACCCGUAUUACRUUUGGAGAGCUUUUCGACAGAUACGUUCGAAUCUCUGAUAAGGUGGUGGGGAUUCUGAUGAGAGCCAGGAAACAYGGAAAGGUAGCGUUUGAAGGGGAGAUGCUGUGGCAAGGCCAGGACGAUGGAGUGAUUAUUACUCUGAUGGUGUGAACAUUACAGCCAGGUCAAAAAGAAGAAAUCUGCUGAUGUGGUCUGAGAUGUUUUCAUUUUGAACAUGUGUAAUAACCUCAGUGAUUUUCAGAAGAGGGUGGAAGUCUACAUGUUUGCUGCUAUUUUUAGUCGAUACUUGAAAAUUUAAUUUAUGUCUGAUUUUAAGGAUAAUUUUAAUUCCCUUUCUCAGAACCCCUCACUUUUAAAAAGCAUUAAAGAGAAGYGUAUUUUAGUUUGUUAAUUUCUUUGACAAUGAAAGGAUCAUCCAGAUCUCAGGAAAGUCUGCUCAGUACAUUCAGUCUCUGGUGAUUGUCACAGACCUGGGCCGCUCCCRGGUCUGACCUCACUCCAGGCCUUCUGGGACGUCCUCGACACUCACAGCAGUGAGGAGUACUCAUGAAGAUAAAAGAAGGAAUAUUUUUUUUAUUUCUCUUUUUUUGUUUGUUUUAAUUUGACCGUGGAUGGACUUUGUUUCUUUUAAAUCACUUCAGACUAAAUUAAGCAUCAUAUUAAUUAAUAAUCUACUUUAUUGUUGUCUUUUCUGUGUGAAAAUAUCUGUAAACUGGAGUAAAAAGCAUCUCAGUUUCUGUGA